Molecule: messenger RNA, 647 nt
Organism: Camelina sativa (false flax)
Lineage: Eukaryota; Viridiplantae; Streptophyta; Magnoliopsida; Brassicales; Brassicaceae
Source: RefSeq, a predicted model, not a curated record
GUAUGGUCUGAAACUCUGAAUCCAAAACCCCUGAAAUAAAAAAAAUGAGUAAAUGAGUUCUUUAGUUUUAUCGUCCGAGGGACAAAAAUGGCGAGGGCUUUGUCCAACACGACCACAAACUCUAACCUCUACCACCACUCAGUUCUUACACCGCCGUAUCGGCUUCACCGUCGAAGCAUCGUCCUAUUCUCGUCUCCUCGCCGUUUACGUUGCCUUGCCGUUGCUGGGGGUCCUCCUUCUCCUCCAGGCCCUGAUCCGCCUCCGCCUGAGGACACUAGUCAACUUGAAGGUCUUGUGGGAUCAGUGACAAGGAUACAAGACCGAGUAAAGAUCUUCCUGGCAGUGUUUUUCUGGAUGUCUCUCUUCUUCUGGGUUACAGUAACAGAUGGGAGGGGUAAAGGGAAAGGCAAGAAAGGUUCUUCUCGUUUCAAAUAAGUUUCCAAAAUAUGAAGAGGCUUCUUUGGUGAUCUCAUCUACUAUCCUCCAAUAUAUAUAUGUCCAGAGUCAGAGAGAGAUCAAAUACCUGUAGAAAAAUUCACCAAGUAAGCAUCUUUCUUGUAUAUUUAUUACUCAGAUGAUAAUAGAAUACAAUAAUACAUCACAAGAUCGUCUUGCCUUGAUAGUUAGUUUAGUUAUCAUUCCUGAUA